AUGGCCAAAGGCGCACAGAAGCGCAUUGCUUCGGGCAACGCAAGUGCCGUGUCGACGCUCGCAUACGGCUUUGUGAUCUCCAACACAGUCCACCUGCUGCUCAACUUUUGGCUGUGGCGCACGCCUGCGACGACGCACUGGCGCCCGGUCGCCAUGUACGUCGUGACCGAGGCGAUUGCGGCCGUGCUGGGCCUCCAGCUGGCGGCGAUGGGCCGCGCGGGCGACGACCUGAGCCAGAGUGGGCUGACCGCGUACAUGUUUGACGUGGUGUACAUCACCUGGUUUGUGCACGUCACGACCGCGCUGAUUUCGCGCUACUUCUGGUGGACGUAUGCCGUGAUCCCCGCGUACGCCCUCUACCUCUUGUAUACCCAUAUCCUCGUGCCGUUCGUCUUUGGCGGCAAGUCGCCGCUGAGCCGCGGCACGAGCGCACCUGCGCCCGCUCCCGCCGCCGAGGAGCCGCAGGUGAGCAAGCGCCAGGCGAAGCAGCAGGCGCGCAGCGCUCGUGGUCCCCGCAUGCAGACGCGUCGGGGUGGAUAG
This is a messenger RNA of Malassezia japonica, 540 nucleotides long. RefSeq lists its product as uncharacterized. The coding region runs from base 1 to 540 and encodes 179 amino acids. The record is from RefSeq and is a predicted model, not a curated record. NCBI's taxonomy places the organism in Eukaryota, Fungi, Basidiomycota, Malasseziomycetes, Malasseziales, Malasseziaceae. Gene Ontology annotation, cellular component: intracellular membrane-bounded organelle. Gene Ontology annotation, biological process: vacuolar protein processing. The transcript has 2 exons.